AGGAGGGGCUGAGGGUCAACUUUGCAGGAGAAUUUUUCAGAGCAACGGUCAAAGACAGAAAGGAGGAAAAGAAAUCCAAAAAAGGGCACUGAGAGAAAGCAGAAAUUCAAGCAGAAAACAAUAGACUGUCCAUCAUAGUUAUAAUUUUGUCAGCUAAAACUUCAUAAAUGCUUCUGCAUUGCUUUCGGGAGAAGGUGAUAUUUAAAUCCGCCCGCUCGGCGGGCAGACGGGAGCGCAAACACCUCCGAGAGCUUUGCUGGUAUUGCCUGCGGAUCCACAGAACGGGGGACACGACCUGCGCUGGCUCUCCUUGCAGCCUGAUGAAUCAGAGCAAGUCACUGUUUGAGCAGCACCGAAACAUUUAACCCCUUCCACGGGCUAUUUCACUCCCCCUGUGGUGCCUGGACUUAAAAGAUCAUAUUUUACCGGAUGGAAAGUAAGAGCGUGUUCCUAAGCCUCCUACUGUGCUACAGUGUGCUCAGAGCUGCCAAUUCUCACAUGGUCAUCGAAGAGAAGACAGAAUGCAACCUGUCAAGGAGCAACAAAAUGAACCUUCCAGAUCUCCCGCCCAUCUCCAUCGUAGAUUUAACAAAAAGAUCCCAGAAAGUCAGCAGGAAAGAGGCAGAGAAUAAGAAAGCUUCCAAGAAAAAAGCCGAACCGAAGACACCUCCGAAACCAAGGCCCACGCCAGCUGCUGACUGCGUGCCCAACUUCAAAACCUGCAAACCACACUUAAAUUCAUGUUGUAACUACUGUGCAUUAUGCAAAUGCCGAAUUUUCCGGACCGUCUGCCAGUGUCUAACGUUAAACCCAAAGUGCUAAGCCAAACUGGGGAUGCAAUAAGGCUUCUGUCUUUCAUUAGCUUCUCAACUGUGUAUUUCAACCUGCCCCGUGUGUGUAGCAAUUGAAGUAGAAAGCUUUGAAGCUGGCAGCUUGGAUUUGGUCCUCUUUAUAUUAAAUGGACAAUGUGGGGUUUUUUAUGGUGUUAAUGCUGUCAUAAACAGGAUGUUUUUUCAGGGAGCAAAAAAACAGGGUGAUUGACAUUGAACAGGUAUAUUUAGCAAAACUGGCCUGCAUUUUAAGAAGAAUUCUGGGGUUUUGGGUAUUUUUGUUUGGUCAGGUUUCUUUGAAGGGUCAUAUUAACCACAUAUUAAUCACAUUCUUGAACUGGCACCACAAAGCCUGCACCAAUGGCAUGCAAAGAGCCACACUACAACAGGACCAGUUAAUCCUGUAAGGGACCAAACCUGUCUUCGCCCACAAGGAGAGCACAGCACCAGCUUCUAACACAGCCAAAAUACCAUGUUGGAAAUGCAAGUUUCACACAUUCAGCAAAAAUCAGGAUGAGAAUUUAUAUAGGUUAUUUUAUGGGAAAAGACAGACUCGAACCAAUAAGGCAAUUUUUCAGUCAUCCCCAGUUGAGCAUCAGUACCUCCACCUGCAGGGUUUUUGGUCACCCUACCAGCAAUCAGUAUCUCCAAGGUGAAUAAUAUACAUGUGUAUUUGAACCCUGGACAUACCUGUGCCUCAUGACUUCAAAAUCAGAUUUCUUUCCCCAGCCAUAUCCACAGGAAUAGAGUUCUCAGCCCUUCUCCUGCUGCCAAGGAUACAGUGCACAUCGAGCCCAAAAGCAGCAACACAUCCCCAGAACUUGGAGGAAGAAAAGAAAGAUCAACAAAAAUAGAACAUAUAUCCCACAUUACAAGCCAUCAGUCUCUCUGUCUUGUCCCAUUUUACUACGAGCAACUCCCAGCACCCACCCACCCCAAGUAUGAAUUUAGGUGGCAAUCUCCAUGUGCUGCAGAAAAAAUACAUAUAUCAAAUGCUGGAGCAAGUCUUAAAGGCUCAGAAGCAGCUCUGAAUGCAUGGAUGAGGCUCAAGGCAGCAGCAAACAGGUAUCUAGAAGACACUUUUCUCUUGUUCUUGAAGAUCUUGACCUUGAGUUACCCAAGACGGCACAAAAGGAAAGCUUUUCUUGCUUAAACUACCAGGAGAGAUGUUGGUAGGUCACAGGAGAGUUAAGGAACGGACUCAGAAGCUGUCCCCAGCACUCAGAAGUACAUCCCCAGACUCUUCAUCUGCCAACUCCAGCUCUUGCUUCCUCAUCCUCUGUCCUGUAUCUACAAUGUUCCUCUUCUGUGGGCCUUUCUUGAUUUUAGUCUUUUCCCUUCAUCCCACUGCUAUUGCCAGUGACCACAGGGGUCAUUGCACCCCCAGAGCUAAAACCCACAUCUUCUUCACUCCACCUGCCUGCAAGAUGCCUGCACCAGUGACCAAUGCUCUUUGGCUUUCACAAUCAGGUAUUUUUCUAACCACAAAUUUCUAAUCCCCAUCCUGAGUUUUCUAGUGCUCUGUGCAGGUGUAACCAAGAGGAAAUUUCUUCAUUGAUUUCUAAGCACAGUUGAAGGCUACAAAAAUGUUCCAGGCAGGCAAAGAUGAUACAGGUGACACUCUAAAGGAGAUCAAGCCAUAUGAACUUUUUUCUUCUAACAGUCGAUCCAAAGCCCAGAGCUGAAAACAUAGUUCAGAUGUGGACAGGAAUGUUUUUUCAUCUUGGAGAUACUUACAUAGAUGACAGAGAUUAAUCAAAGAGCCCAAAUGAUGACAAGCUGUCAUAGUGCUCUUUGUCUUUUAUAAAAUACACUAGCUGUCAUGUAUGAUGCAAGCUUGGAUUCUUUUAAAUGUACAUAUGUAUUUCUUUUAAUCAGACAUCCUAGCUCAGGAAUCUGUAAGCCAUUCUGUUAUGAUUAAAAGAGGAUGAGAAGGAAGAAUGAUACAACAUCACAAUGGGCUUAGGAAAAGGAAUUUGGCCCCUUUUACUAGGUAAAGACGUAGGUUCCCAUCAAGGUGUUCAGAAAUUCUCAUAACUCUAAGAAAUUGUCCUUGAUUGAUACUGAAAUCAUAUCAACAAUCACACAACUUCUCAUGUGGAAACAAUUUCAUGGUCUUACCAGAAUGUCCAGCUGGGCAGAAAAAUUAUCUUUUACCAGGGUGGAUGGGAGCAGGAGGAGAGGAAAAUGGAAGGCAGGAGAGGCAGAUAUCAAACAAACAAACAGCUCAUGCUGUUCUCCAGACAGCAGCUUCCGCUCCAGCUUUGCAGAACCACAGAACGGUUGAGGUUGGCAGGGACCUCCUGGAGUCAGCUGGUGCAAACACUGAUGAGAUCCCCUCUCAGCUUCUCUUCUCCAGCUGAACAGCCCCAGCUCUCUCAGUCUCUCCUCACCAGAAAGACCAGCAUCUUUGUAGCCUCCACUAGACUCCCUCCAGUAAACCUUUGUCCUUCUUAAACUGGGUAUAGCACAAAGCACAGGAACACACACACCAGACCCGCACUGCAUUUCCUCACUCUCAGUAGCUCCAUAAGCCUGAAAAAUGGAAGCAAGACCUUGUGGCUCCUCACCCAAGUUACCUACACCACCCGCUACAGGACCUGCUCUAACAACCCAGUCCUCAUUACAUGCUUAAUGCCAUUCUUGAACACAACAGAAAAGAUAACGCCUGCUCCAGAAAGCUCUAGAUUAGAGAUCCUGAGAUGUUCUGGUGAUAACUUACCUAACAUGCUUCAACAAUGCUCCUAGUUUCUUCAGAUCCAACAAUAUAUCGAGAACCCUGCAGUCAGCAGGAGUUGCAGCUCUGCCGUGAUCAGCUCUCGCAACAGUGAGAGAAAUUUCACACCUAGAGAGGAUUUGGUGGAAUUUUCUUCCCCAACAAAUCACCCUGAUCUGGGGACCAAGACAUCCACGUGUCAGUCUGGCAUGCCAGCCUAGUUUAGGUCUCUCUCGUUCUCCAGAAUGAACACAGGUGUUUUCUGCUUCUUGCACUUGAAGGAGCUAAGAGGAGCUAUACAAAAAUUUGCCUUCCUCCACACACACACUUUUUCCCCUGAUAACUGAUUUACUGAAAAGGACGAGUUCAGCAGCAUCAGCACAGGUGCCAAGUGCCAUCUCAGCCCCACCAGGAACAGCCAUACAAGGCUGGCGGAUGUGACAUGGGGCCUAGAGGACACAGAGCAAGGCCAGAGAUGCACUGGGGUUCCUGAAAGACCCAUCAACCACUCCCAAAGUGCCCUUGUUACAUACACGGUGCCUUCAUAUUCCUUUCAGAGGUAAUAUAAAGAUGUUACUAGCAAACGUCUCAGAUGAUAUGCAGACAGCCAACACAUGGCUAAGUCCCUCUCCCACCUCUCCUAGAAGAAAUAAGAGGCUUUAGUCAUUUCUACAAGAUUUCUCAGUGAAAGGAUAUUACAAUUUCUGCAUGGCACAUGCACAGGUAUUUCUAUCCAGGAAAUCCUUGGAGAUGAAAUCCUGACCUGAAAUACGAGAGCCAUAAACUGGCUGUAAUAGUGUCUUAACACAGUUCGCAUGUGGCAUUCAUUUAAUAGUUAUAAAAGUUCAGGCCCCUUUGCAUCACUAGGAAUCUUCUAUUGACUUUAAUACACUUAAAUAAACACCCUCAUUGCCCACCCUCUACCAUCAGAUUCAUCAUUCAUCAAAGGCAAAUGGUCUCUCACCUGUAGAACAGAAACAGGAGCAGAUGCAUUUAAAGUAAUUCAACAGCCAGUGACCCCUCUCUCUGAAAACACCCCAGAAAUAUCUGGCAGAGCCAGAGCACUUUAAUCUAGAAGGUUUUGGUAUUUAAAAGAGCUCCUUACUAUAAAGCUGUCAUUCAAAUCAUAACAAUUUCUCCAUUUGGGAAGCAAAUAUUUGGAGCACUAAACGAGCACACCAGAUGGUUUACUUGCCUUCAUUCUUUUCAAGUUGUUCAACAUCCUUCCAUUGCUAUUACUAUUGUUCAAGUGCAAGGGUUUGGUCAGAGAUGUCACUCUUCAUCUACAAAACAGCAUCUCAAUGGCAGGUCAGACAAUAUCACAGGCAACGGCCUUCACUGCCAAAAAGGGUCAAAAGGAGUUUGACCAGUUAUCAAUAAAAUACACAUAGGAAGCAAGUUUUGGAGGGCAAGAAAAACAAGACCACCAAAUGUUUGUUCUGAGUCAAAAUCAAGUUAAUAAUGCAAAGCAGACAAAUGCUGGCUCAAAACAAAAUCUGGGUGUCAGCCUGAUUACCGAGCAAUUUAAAGGUGCUUCCAACAUCUGCAAUAUUGCAACUAAUAAGACGCUCUUCAGUUUACCUCUAAUAUGCUGCUGUUUUAACAGAGAGAAUGAGCUCAUGCCUACGAAUGUGGCCCAUUUAAUCUUUCCUUACGGAAAUGAUUCUGCAGUUGAUGAAAUGAAAACCAGAGUGUUAGAAAACUAAGAGCUUUGAUGAGAGGUGGCUCUGGAUGCUACAGGCAAAACAAGUAGUAAAAGAACUGUGCUGUAGACUUUCUCAAUAUCCUAAAGAGUUUCAUCUCCCUGCUGUGGAGUUUCAGGGAAUUAGACAAGCAGAAGGCAUGUCAGUCCCCAUCCAGUUCCAAAGGAUGCUUGCAGAACAUUAAACCCUUUUUGGUUUCAUCAUUAGUAAGUUCAAUGUAUAGUCCUCAUUACUGAUUAUGGAAUCAUUGAUGGUGGCUUUGUGGCACCCAAAUUCAGUUAAAAUUGGUGUGUUUUAGAGGUCGAUGCAAAACAAAGCAAUGAAAAAAGUUGCAUACUGAGCAACA
Messenger RNA from Columba livia (rock pigeon), 5595 nucleotides. RefSeq names its product agouti signaling protein (gene ASIP). NCBI's taxonomy places the organism in Eukaryota, Metazoa, Chordata, Aves, Columbiformes, Columbidae. Gene Ontology annotation, biological process: hormone-mediated signaling pathway; melanosome organization; positive regulation of melanin biosynthetic process. The transcript is spliced from 4 exons. The coding region runs from base 430 to 822 and encodes 130 amino acids. The record is from RefSeq and is a predicted model, not a curated record. Gene Ontology annotation, cellular component: extracellular region. Gene Ontology annotation, molecular function: neuropeptide hormone activity; melanocortin receptor binding.